Messenger RNA from Ipomoea nil (Japanese morning glory), 1443 nucleotides. RefSeq names its product GATA transcription factor 11-like. The coding region runs from base 90 to 1070 and encodes 326 amino acids. Gene Ontology annotation, biological process: regulation of DNA-templated transcription. NCBI's taxonomy places the organism in Eukaryota, Viridiplantae, Streptophyta, Magnoliopsida, Solanales, Convolvulaceae. Gene Ontology annotation, molecular function: zinc ion binding; sequence-specific DNA binding. The record is from RefSeq and is a predicted model, not a curated record. The transcript has 3 exons.
UCUUACCCUACCUAUCUCCCUCUUUUCCUCUCUCUGCAAAACCAAAACCUCCUGAAAAGUGCAAUGGCUUAAGACUAUACUUUGCGAAGAUGAGUGUGGUUGAGGCUGGUUAUUUGGACGGGAUUGCGAACGGGGUGAAUGGCUGUGACAUUUUCCCGGACUUGCUCAACAUUCUAGAUUUCCCGGAGGAGAGUUUGGAAGGAGAUGACUCUGUUGGCGAUUGGGAUGCUAGUAUGUUGCAGUGCCUUGGGCCAGUCCCUUCCGAUGCUUUGAUGGGAUUGUCCCCCGUGCACCAGGCCAAUGUUGACGAUGGCCCUUUGAGAAUGGCGCUCAAGUCGAAGGCUUUUGUGGACAGCUCGCCUCUUCAAAAGGAUAAAUUGAAUUAUGUCCAAGAAAUCACUGGUGCGGCGCUUCUGUACCCGAGUAAAUAUUUUGAUGCCCAACAGCCUGGUGUGUUCCAGACACAAAGCCCGGUAUCUGUCCUCGAGACCAGCAUUUCCUACUCAGGUGGAAAGACCGUGCCGAUCAAAUCUGACAUCACCAUUCCAGUACGAACACGGUCCAAGCGGGCACGACCAGCUGUCAAUCCCUGGAUUCUCAUCCCGCCUCUAUCUUCUACUGCUGCAUCUAAAAAGACUUCAAGCGGGGCCGGGAAAAAGACAAGAGGGGAGAGGAAGAUGGCAGUGAACGAUGAUGGAUCAGAGGUCUGCAACAACGGGGUUACUCCAGAUCAGGCGUGCUCCUACCUAGUUAAAAAAUGCACACAUUGUGAAGUUACAAAGACGCCACAAUGGAGAGAGGGACCAAUGGGGCCAAAGACUCUAUGCAACGCGUGCGGGGUUAGGUACCGCUCGGGACGCCUAUUCCCAGAGUACCGACCAGCAGCUAGUCCAACGUUUGUUCCAAUGCUACACUCCAAUUCUCACAGGAAGGUCGUGGAAAUGAGAAGGAAAGCUAUUCAGGAAGCAGCGCCCAUUGUCGAGGAUUCUCUCAAGAGAGCUGCAGAGACGAGAUGUUCUGCUUUGCAGGAUCUCGAUUCUUUUAGCCGUGGGUUCGCUCUAACACACUGAGAGCCUACCAAGCACACUUCCUUCUAGUUAGGGACUUAAAAUCAGGGUUUUUUCGUUCGCUUUCAAAUAUUUUAUUAUCGUGUUCUUAAGGCAGAUCUCGUGCUAAUUGAUCAACAAGUUGUGUACAAAACGAAAUGAAGUAAAAGAUGAACAGAGCAAGGGAAGAAGAAGAAGAAGAAGACGAAUGGUAGAAGAAUUCUUCUGGUGUAUAAUCCAGAAAAUAUAAUUUUAUAAACCUUAUUAUUCUCUUAUUCAUAUUUCUUUUCCCAAGUUAUUAGCUUCUAUGGGGUUAAUAUUUUAAUUGUUAUGGUGAUUUAGUUUCCCUUGUAGCUACAAUACACUACUAAUAGUAAUUUCUUUUAUUUAUAUAUUA